Trichoderma breve is the source of this 996-nucleotide messenger RNA. Its product is annotated as short chain dehydrogenase domain-containing protein. The transcript has 3 exons. The record is from RefSeq and is a predicted model, not a curated record. NCBI's taxonomy places the organism in Eukaryota, Fungi, Ascomycota, Sordariomycetes, Hypocreales, Hypocreaceae. The coding region runs from base 1 to 996 and encodes 331 amino acids.
AUGCCGUCGCUGUCGCACUUCUUGGGGCACUUUUUCCCCCCCAAGCCCACCUUCACCGAGGCAAGCUUGCCCGCAGACCUCUCGGGCAAGGUGUAUGUCGUCACAGGUGCCAACAGUGGCAUCGGAAAGGACAUUGCCCGCAUUCUGCAUGCUAAGAACGCAAAGGUCUACAUCCUAUGUCGUUCUGAGGACAAGGCGCGCGAGGCCAUUCAGGACAUUGAGAAGGCCAACCCAAGCUCAAAGGGCGCCUUGGUCUUCAUCGCCUGUGACCUCGCUGACCUGCCAAAUACCAAGGCCGCCGCCGAGGCUUUUCUCGCCCAAGAGCAGCGCCUAGACGUGCUCUUCAACAAUGCCGGUGUCAUGGUUGGCCCGAGUGAGGCCGGCAAGCCCAUUCCCAGAACGGCGCAGGGCUUCGAGCUCUGCUUGGGCGUCAACUGCGUCGCCACUCACCUGCUGACCAAGAUGCUCACGCCGACUCUCAUCGCCACCGAGGGCCUGACGCGCAUCGUCUGGUAUAGCUCGUUCGGCAUGGAGAUGGGCGCGCACAAGGACGUGGGUGUCUCCCUCGAUAACCUCGACUACCACAGGCCAGAAAAGGAAACCCAGCGCUACAUCCUCAGCAAGACAGGCGCCUGGGCUUUGGGCAUCGAGCACAACCGCCACUACAAGGCCCAAGGCGUCGCCAGCGUGCCCAUCGACCCCGGCAACGUCAUCUCCGGCCUACCACGAGACCAAGCCCUGCAGCUGCGCAUCGUCGCCAAGAUCGUGUGUUACCCGACCGUGUACGGCGCUUACACGGCUCUCUACGCCGGCUUUUCACCGGACGUCGUUUCCGACCAGGCGGACUGGACCAAGGAGUGGGUUGCUCCGUUUGGACGCAUGUUUCCUCUCCGGCCCGACUUGACAAACGCCACGUUGUUGGAGAAAGAUGGCGGAAACGGGGGCACAGCCAAGUUUUGGGAUUGGUGCGAGGAACAGAUCAAGGAGUAUGUUUAA